Molecule: messenger RNA, 1176 nt
Organism: Aspergillus pseudonomiae
Lineage: Eukaryota; Fungi; Ascomycota; Eurotiomycetes; Eurotiales; Aspergillaceae
Exons: 2
Coding region: 1-1176 (391 amino acids)
Source: RefSeq, a predicted model, not a curated record
AUGGGCAAGCUACAGCAGAAUUGCGAUCUCAAUGAUCUUCCUCCUCCGUACGAACAGGUCGUCUCAGGGCAACCCUCUUUAGGCAAUGUCGACAACGACUCUCUUCCUCCUCUGGCUGGGCCGUCCGCAGCGGCUCUCCCGGUCGCCGAGAAUCAAGUACAAGAUAAUGACAGAGCUGACAUAACCGAGCGACCGUCCACGACCAUGUCGCCCUUUUUGAGCAAAGAUCCCGCCGCACUUCACAGUCUUAUCAGUCAUGAGGCUCGCAUUCCCCCACGACCGUGUCUAAGUGUCCGUGGUGCACACCAAGAGACCCAUCCCGACCGAAAUGAUCGCAAGGAAAAUCGCACGGAGUCAGUGGUCGACUUUGACUUCAGGAUCAAUAUGACGAACUAUUUGGUGGGAGACCCCGAUUGCGAUGCGGGCUGGUUUCAGUUGCGCGUAGCGCGGGACGGGGAUGGGCAGAAGAUAUAUCGGGGUGGACGAUGUCGGUCGCGUACCUGGAAGCGCCACGCAAGAGGGAGAGGUAUCAGGCUACCAAGCGUAGAAGACGGCACUGAUGCUGAGAAUGUCGGGUUGGUCGAGGAUGAUGCAGGGCCGGAUCUCAUGGGCUGGUGUGAGCGGUUCUGCCAGGACCCAUCGCCUGUCAAAUCCUUCACGUUCACCCGGCACAUGGAGAACUUCAACUCAUCCAUCAUCCAUUCUACUUUAACUUCUCAUCUACGGUCCCUCAACUACCAAGGCAACAUCGACAUCUCCACAUCCUUCCCCAACCGGUCGUUUACGGUCUACUCGCCGCAUUGGAUUAACCGUGCCCGGAACAAUAACUUUGUGUACUAUACCUGUCUUAUUCUUCAACUGUGGCUGAUCACCUGGCCGAUUAUCUGGCUCCUGGAACGCCGGUAUGCGGUUGUUGGGUCCGUGUGGCUGUUCUCCCAGGAGGUAGGAUCCCAGCACAUCUACGCACGGAACCGAGACGAAGCCGGUAUCACGGAGGAUUUGGCCCCGGUGGUUACCCAGGCCGCAUGGGAACGAAGGGUGGACGGCAAGGUCCUUUCUCAGCAGGACAUGCGACUUCUCCGGCGGCUUGAGCGUGAGGGUCAAGAGCGUGGCGGAAGAAUUUUGGUAGUGAACUGGGAUCGGAUCAGCGGAUGGGGGCGUGACCAGUAUACUUGA